GUAAACCUCCCGCCAAUGAUGAUGACGAUUGAGGAGAGUACGUCUUCGGAACGGGCUUGUUUUUAGCAAGAAACAACGUUUUCAGUUUCAAAGGAGUUGUAGCGCUACAAUGUGGGGUGAUAACUGGACUUUUUUGUUCGGCUUCUGUACUGGAUUUAGCUCUCUCUGAAGUAAAGCAGUCCCCAAACCUGUGCCUUCAUAAGGAAAAUGAGUUAGUAAAACUUCAAGUAUUUUGCUUUGUGUGACUGGUGACUUUCCCGACAUGCCCUGCGAAUCAAGAGCAUAGUUGCCUUCAGUUUAUUUCAGAAAACAGCUAACGCUAGUUGUAAGUUGGACCAUGAGAAGCACACUGUCAUAAUCCUUUAUGUCACUAGGUCAAAGUGUGUGGUAUGACAACUAUGGAUGAAGUGGGCUGAUGUUACUUCAGAGCCUUUGAUGAGCUGAGACACCCGCUACAUAAUUUUCAGAAGACCAUCAUGUUAACAGACAUGGACUCAGACCCUCCUCAGCUUGUGAAUCCUCCACCCCCCGAGGUGACCAAUCCUGACAAACCGGGCCGGAGGACCAACCAGCUGCAGUUUAUGCAGAAUGUAGUGAUCAAGUCCCUGUGGCGGCACCAGUUCGCCUGGCCUUUUUACCAUCCUGUGGAUGCAGUCGCUCUUGGGCUCCCAGAUUAUCAUACGAUAGUAAAAUCUCCCAUGGACUUGGGUACGAUCAAGAAACGACUAGAAAACAACUACUACUGGAGUGCAAGUGAAUGCUUGGAAGACAUCAACACUAUGUUGACCAACUGCUACAUUUAUAACAAGCCUACAGAUGACAUAGUGUUGAUGGCCCUCGCCUUAGAAAAGCUUUUCUUGCAAAAAGUUGCCCAGAUGCCUCAGAAUGAAGUGGAGCUUUUGCGUACUGCAGCCAAAGGGAGGGGCAAAAAAGGUAGCACAUCAGCUGGACAAGGUGGAACUACGACACCCACAAAAAAGAAAGGGCUGAAAAGGAAGGAAGAUGCAACCACUGUUUUGUCCUCAGCGGUCACAAGCACUUUAUCACAACAGAAAAGGAGACAGGAAAGCACAGAACAAGCUUGUAAGAGCAACUUUGAAGAAACUGAACAGUGCGGACUAAGUGAACAGCUCAAGUACUGCAGCUGUAUCCUGAAGGAGAUGCUGUCUAAUAAACACUCAGCCUACGCCUGGCCUUUUUACGAGCCUGUCGACGCUGAAGCUCUGCACCUUCUCAAUUACCAUGACGUCGUCAAAUAUCCUAUGGAUCUCAGCACUGUCAAAAAAAAGAUGGAUGGGGGCGAGUACCUGGAUGUACAAGGUUUUGCUGCAGAUGUUAGAUUGAUUUUUUCUAACUGCUACAAAUACCACCCUCCAAAUCACUUUGUUGUCUCCAUGGCCAGAAAGCUUCAGGGAGUGUUUGAGAAGAUGUUUGCAAAGAUGCCAGAUGAGCCUGUGGAGAUGAUUUCCCCAGCGAGUGCGAUGUCCUCUAAAAGUUCAUGUUUCAGUGGGCUAAGUGAUGACGGCUCCUCCGGUUCUGACAAAUCCAACUCGGCAGAGGAGCGUGCCACCCAGCUUGCCGAGUUGCAAGAACAGCUUAAAGCAGUUCAUGAACAGCUUGCUGCACUCUCUGAAGUCCCUGUAAUGAAGCCAAAGAAGAAGAAAGAGAAGGACAAGAAAGAGGAGAGCAGGCAAAGUAAAGCCAGUAUGAAUUCUAAAUGUGCCUCGAGUUCUAGCUCCAGGAAGCCAUGGAAGGGAAGCAAAGACUGGGAUUCAGAUGAUGAAUCUCUGGUGAUGACUUAUGAUGAGAAGCACCAGCUGAGCCUGGACAUUAACCGGUUACCUGGCGUGAAGCUGGGCCACGUGGUGGACAUCAUUCAGUCACGAGAACCCUCAAUGUGCAGCACCAACCCAUACGAGUUUGAGAUUGACUUUGAGAUACUGAAGCCGUCCACGCUGCGUGAGCUGGAGAAGUAUGUGAAAUCUUGUCUGCAGAAGCAGUUUAAGAAAUUUCAAAAGAAAAGCAGUCAAGCUACGUCUCACCAUCCCUGCAGCAGCAGUUCUUCAGACUCUGCCUCCAGCAGCUCCACUGACUCCAGUUCAGAAAACUAACUCAUGACAACUUAGUUUCUAUUUAUCUCUUUUGUGGGCAAAAUAGUUUAUUUUUAAUAAAUGGCCUGCUUAUUUUUCUAUUUAUGUUUUAUUAUAUAGAAAACUCUCUUCUCACUUUUGUCUCUUUAUAAAUCACAGUAUCCAUCACUGCUGUUUGUCAUCACACUAUAUAAAUCCACAGAACAGCUGGAUGGCGCACGGCUGGGGCAUAUUUCAUAACAUCUGAGUUUCAGUCACUGUCCUCUUUCUGUCAUUUUGUCCACACUGUUUAAUUACAAUAUAGACCGUUUCCCCCUGCAUCUUAAUAAUGCUCUUCUGUUCUUCUAAACACCAGUUGUUUCACUAGACGUCUCUUGAUAGCAGCUGUUAAGUACGAGCAUUUAGCAGUAGGUUGUCUUGCAUAUGAGAGACUGCAACUUGGAUAUCUGCUAUACAGUGGGCAAUAUGCCUUUGGUAUUUUUAUUUGAAAAAUUAGAACAUGGAGAGAGACUAGGCAGGAUUGGUUUCAAGUCUGGAUGUGCACUUCACUUAAAUACUCCACUGUCAGGUGUAUUACAGGUGAAGUCAAAGAACACAUGUUGUCAGAGGCAGUGUUUGUGCAGAACAGGAUAUUGUGAUGAAGCUUUUAGGAGCUGGUGUGUGAAAUGGAGGUGUUUAUCUCCCAAAGUUUUAUUACAGCAUUUAUAUUUUUUUUUUCUACAUAUAAAAUGCUUUUAAUCACUUUCACUUAGUUUUCUUUUUUCAUGUAAGAAAUAUAGGUGGACAUAGGAGUGUCAUUUCAUUUGUGUUAUUAACUAAGAAUGGAUUUCAUUACUUCUGAUUAGUUCAUUACCUCCAGUCCUGAGCUGGAUCUGCAUCAUACUUGCCUACAUGGGCUUGUUUAAUAUAUUAACUAAGCCAUUAGCUUCCAUAAAAUAGUCACUGUUUAGCUUCUUGAAACAAUUAAUGUUUGACUUUUAAGCGUUAGAUUUACAGAUGUUUUGUCCUGUUGAAUUUCAUUCUCUCCAGAAGUAAAUUAAGUUGAAUUUCACAUUUUUUUCAGUGCCAUCUAUAGUUAUUGUUCCAUCAGUUGUUACAGCAAAAUAAUAAAACGGUUGAACAGUAACCUUUGUAAAGGGCCAGAUCAGUGUUGGAAAGUGCAGUCAUUUUUACUGUAAGUUACUUUUUAUUGAAUAUUUUCAGAAGG
Monopterus albus (swamp eel) is the source of this 3297-nucleotide messenger RNA. RefSeq names its product bromodomain-containing protein 3-like. Lineage: Eukaryota; Metazoa; Chordata; Actinopteri; Synbranchiformes; Synbranchidae. Gene Ontology annotation, cellular component: nucleus; chromatin. The record is from RefSeq and is a predicted model, not a curated record. The transcript is spliced from 11 exons. Bases 477 to 2111 code for a protein of 544 amino acids. Gene Ontology annotation, biological process: chromatin remodeling; regulation of DNA-templated transcription.